Neogale vison (American mink) is the source of this 855-nucleotide messenger RNA. RefSeq names its product paired like homeobox 2A (gene PHOX2A). Gene Ontology annotation, molecular function: DNA-binding transcription factor activity, RNA polymerase II-specific; RNA polymerase II transcription regulatory region sequence-specific DNA binding. The record is from RefSeq and is a predicted model, not a curated record. Gene Ontology annotation, biological process: regulation of transcription by RNA polymerase II. The transcript is spliced from 3 exons. The coding region runs from base 1 to 855 and encodes 284 amino acids. Lineage: Eukaryota; Metazoa; Chordata; Mammalia; Carnivora; Mustelidae.
AUGGACUACUCCUACCUCAAUUCGUACGACUCGUGCGUGGCGGCCAUGGAGGCGUCCGCCUACGGCGACUUCGGCGCCUGCAGCCAGCCCGGCGGCUUCCAAUACAGCCCCCUGCGACCCGCCUUCCCCGCGGCUGGUCCGCCCUGCCCCGCGCUCGGCUCCUCCAACUGCGCGCUCGGCGCUCUACGGGACCACCAGCCCGCGCCUUACUCGGCAGUGCCCUACAAGUUCUUCCCGGAGCCGUCGGGCCUGCACGAGAAGCGCAAGCAGCGGCGCAUCCGCACCACGUUCACCAGCGCGCAGCUCAAGGAGCUGGAGCGCGUCUUCGCAGAGACUCACUAUCCCGACAUUUACACGCGCGAGGAGCUGGCGCUCAAGAUCGACCUCACUGAGGCACGCGUGCAGGUCUGGUUCCAGAACCGCCGGGCCAAGUUCCGCAAACAGGAGCGUGCGGCCAGCGCCAAGGGUGCGGCGGGCGCGGCGGGCGCCAAAAAGGGCGAGGCGCGCUGUUCGUCCGAGGACGACGACUCCAAGGAGUCCACGUGCAGCCCCACGCCCGACAGCACCGCGUCGCUGCCGCCGCCGCCCGCCCCCGGCCUGGCCAGCCCGCGUCUGAGCCCCAGCCCGCUGCCUGCUGCCCUGGGCUCCGGGCCCGGCCCUGGCCCCGGGCCACAGCCGCUCAAGGGUCCAUUGUGGGCCGGCGUGGCGGGCGGCGGGGGCGGGGGGCCGGGCGCAGGCGCGGCGGAGCUGCUUAAGGCCUGGCAGCCUACGGAGCCCGGGCCCGGGCCCUUCUCCGGGGUUCUGUCCUCAUUCCACCGGAAGCCUGGCCCAGCCCUGAAGACCAAUCUCUUCUAG